This is a messenger RNA of Pongo pygmaeus (Bornean orangutan), 1374 nucleotides long. RefSeq names its product MARCO like (gene MARCOL). Lineage: Eukaryota; Metazoa; Chordata; Mammalia; Primates; Hominidae. The record is from RefSeq and is a predicted model, not a curated record. The transcript is spliced from 4 exons. Bases 61 to 1374 code for a protein of 437 amino acids.
CUACUGCAGAGUUGGGCUUAACUCCACCCAACAGCCAAGUCUGAAACAACUGACCGUACCAUGAGGGCUUUCGUUUUCUUUCUCUUCAUUCUCCUGGCCGAGUUCUCAGCAUCUUCAACCCAGAUUUCAAAUACCAGUGUUUCCAAACUAGAAGAGAAUCCAAAAUCUGCACUUAUUCUGGAGAAAAAAAAUGAAGCUAACCAUCUAGGACAACAAAGGGAUUCUAGUAAGCAAGGAGGUAGUUAUACACAAGGAAAUCCAGGAACAUUUAGUCUUCAAGGACAACCAGGAUAUUUUAACAAGCUAGAGAAACCAACACAUUUUAAGCAAGGGAGAGCAGGAGUUUUAAACCAGCCUGGGAUUUUAAAGAAUUCAGGAAAAUCUAACCAAAAAGGGAAUCCAGAAUCUUCUAAUAUGCAGGAAAACUCAGGAUCUUCUAGCCAACUAGGGAAACCAGGGAUUUAUACCCAAAAGGUGAAUCCAGGGUCAUCUGGCCAACAAGGGAAACCAGGGUCAUUUAGCCGGAAAGUGAUGGUGGGGUCAUCUAGCCAACAGGGGAAGCCAGGAUCAUCUAGCCAACAUGGGAAUCUAGGGUCAUCUACCCAGAAAGGGAAUUUAGGAUCUUCUAGCCUACAAGGGCAUCUGGGUUUAUCUAGCCAUCAAGGGAAGCCAGAGUCAUCUAGCCAACAAGGGAAGCCAGGGUCAUCUAGCCAACAAGGAAAUCUAGGAUCUUCUAGCCAACAAGGGAAUCCAGGGUCUUCUAGCCAUCAAGGGAAGCCAGGGUCGUCUAGCCAUCAAGGGAAGCCAGGGUCAUCUAGCCAACAAGGAAAUCUACAUUUAUCUAGCCAGCAAGGGAAUCAAGGACCUUCUAGCAAACAGAGGAAGCCAGGGUCAUCCAGCCAUCAAGGAAAUCUACGAUUAUCUAGCCAGCAAGGGAAUAUAGGAUCUCCUAGCCAACAGGGGAAGCCAGAGUCUUCUAGCCAACAAGGGAAUCUAGGGUCAUCUAGCCAUCAAGGGAAACCAGGGUCAUCUAGCCAUCAAGGGAAGCCAGCGUCAUCUAGCCAACAAGGGAAGCCAGGGGCAUCUAGUCAACAAGGAAAUCUAGGGUCAUCUAGCCAGCAAGGAGAUCUAGGAUCUUCUAAGCAGCAAGGGAAGCCAGGGUCAUCUAGCCAGCAAGGAAAUAUAGGGUCAUCUGGCCAGGAAUGGAAGCCAGAGUCAUCUAGCCAACAGAGAAAAUUAAGGUCACUUUACAACCAACAACAAAGAAAAAAUAUCGACAACACUUUGGAUGGCAAUAUAAUGGCCUUUCAGUGCCAUGGCUAUCGUUUGCCCAAAGAAAAUGAAAAGAUACUUAAAUUAAACCUUGAACAGUAA